This is a messenger RNA of Mugil cephalus (flathead mullet), 5142 nucleotides long. RefSeq names its product sema domain, immunoglobulin domain (Ig), short basic domain, secreted, (semaphorin) 3Ab (gene sema3ab). NCBI's taxonomy places the organism in Eukaryota, Metazoa, Chordata, Actinopteri, Mugiliformes, Mugilidae. The coding region runs from base 676 to 3129 and encodes 817 amino acids. Gene Ontology annotation, molecular function: neuropilin binding; chemorepellent activity; semaphorin receptor binding. Gene Ontology annotation, biological process: semaphorin-plexin signaling pathway; motor neuron axon guidance; negative regulation of axon extension involved in axon guidance. The record is from RefSeq and is a predicted model, not a curated record. The transcript has 17 exons.
UUCUCAUUUGCGCUGUGUGCCUUGUGCAGUGGGGAACAGGGCAGAACUGCGCUGAGUGGGGCUGAACUAGUUCAGAGGAGUGUAGAAGUAGAGACAGAGAAGCAGAUAGACUAGAGUAAACCCAGAGUGAAAGAUUGGGACAGACAGUGAAGAUUGUGCUUACCAAGCAAACGGGAUUAACAGCCGAAACACACUGGACCUCUUUUCCUUUCUUUAGCUAAAGGAAGCGACUCAGUCAUAAAGACGAUAGCUAUUUAGGCAGAGCUACAUGCUGGUGGGGAACCAGGAGAGAAAACCAUGGCAGUCGUACUCAGACCUAUUUAAUCUUCCUAGCAUUUAGUUUAGUUCGUUUUACCAUUGACUUACUGGUGUAGCAGGCUUACUUGCAGUGACAUUGACCCAUAACCCCCAACUCUGCUUUGCAGGUUCUGUCUCCCCUUGAGUUGGACUUUAAUUUUGGCUUUUGACCCCUGGAACAGGAAAGGGUUUUUGAUCUGGCAGGGGACGAGCCCUGCUGUGAACCAGCCUGGACUGACCCACCAGCAUUUUUUCAUAAUUGCUGGACAACAGGAACAUUUCUCCUACCAGCUCUUCUUCUCCUAAACCAGAUCUGAGACUUUCCGCGCUGGAGUCGCAUAUUUAAAGGACCUCUCCGGCCUCUUUUGCCCCAGGACCAUGGGCUUUCUCUGGGGCAGCAUUAUGCUGCUGUGUGCGGUGGCUCUGCUUAGGACGGAGGGCAGCGGAGCCCAACAGACCAAGAACAACGUCCCCCGACUAAAACUCUCCUACAAAGAGAUGUUGGAAUCUAACAACCUAGUGACAUUUGAAGGUCUGGCCAACAGCUCGGCUUACCACACCUUCCUGUUGGAUGAGGAGAAAGGAAGACUAGUGGUGGGAGCGAAGGAUCACAUCUUCUCUUUUAACCUGCUCAAUAUCAGCAAGGACUACGCACAGAUCCCUUGGCCAGCUUCUCCCACCAGGCGAGAUGAAUGCAAGUGGGCAGGAAAAGAUCUCUCGAGAGAAUGCUCAAAUUUCGUGAAGGUGCUGCAGUCGUUCAACCAGACACAUCUCUAUGUGUGUGGGACAGGAGCAUUUCACCCCGUGUGUUCCUACCUGGAGGUGGGCAAGAAACCAGAGGACAGUGUGUUCAGACUGGAAACCCAUGUAGAAAAUGGCAGGGGGAAGAGUCCAUAUGACCCCAAGUUACUCACGGCAUCCAUGCUAAUUGAUGGUGAAUUGUAUGCUGGGACAUCGGCUGACUUUAUGGGGCGGGACUUUGCCAUCUUUCGUACUCUUGGCAAGCAUCAUCCAAUCAGGACGGAGCAACAUGACUCCCGGUGGUUAAAUGAUCCUAGGUUUUUGGGUGUUCAUUUGAUUCCAGAGAGCGAUAAUCCAGAAGAUGAUAAAAUCUACCUGUUCUUCAGAGAGAACGCUAUGGAUGGAGAACAUGCUGGAAAGGCCACACAUGCUCGCAUUGGACAGCUCUGUAAAAAUGACCUGGGAGGUCACAGAAGCCUGGUGAAUAAGUGGACCACCUUUUUAAAAGCUCGACUUGUUUGCUCUGUGCCGGGCAGUAAUGGAAUAGACACGCACUUUGACGAACUACAGGAUGUUUUUCUCAUGAGCACAAAGGAUCCCAAGAGCCCAAUGAUUUAUGCAGUAUUUACCACUUCCAGCAAUAUCUUCAAAGGUUCAGCCGUGUGUAUGUACAGCAUGACAGACAUCAGGAGAGUGUUCCUGGGUCCGUACGCUCACAGAGAUGGGCCCAACUAUCAAUGGGUGCCCUUCCAAGGACGUGUUCCCUACCCACGGCCUGGCACAUGCCCGAGCAAGACAUUUGGUGGAUUUGAUACAACCAAGGACCUUCCUGAUGAAGUGGUAACUUUUGCCAGAAGCCAUCCAGCCAUGUUCAACCCUGUCUACCCCAUUAACAAUCGACCAAUCAUAGUCAAAACAGAUGUGGACUACCAGUUCACUCAGAUUGUGGUGGAUAAAGUAGAAGCAGAAGAUGGCCAGUAUGAUGUGAUGUUCAUAGGCACAGACAUGGGAACGAUUCUAAAAGUGGUGUCCAUCCCCAGAGGCUCUUGGCAUGACUUAGAGGAAGUCCUGUUGGAAGAAAUGACUGUAUUUCGGGAGCCAACAGCCGUCACAGCCAUGGAACUAUCAACAAAACAGCAACAACUGUACCUGGGCUCAGACAUCGGUGUGUCCCAGAUGCCUCUGCACCGGUGUGAGGUUUAUGGGAAGGCCUGUGCUGAAUGCUGCCUGGCAAGAGACCCUUAUUGCGCAUGGGAUGGCACAGAAUGCUCAAGAUAUUUUCCCAUGGCCAAGAGGAGAACAAGGAGACAAGAUAUCAGGAAUGGAGACCCACUCACUCAGUGCUCAGACCUGCAACACCAUGAUGAACUGAGUGGACAGACGACCCUGCAGGAUAAGACGGUGUAUGGUGUGGAGAACAGCAGCACUUUCCUCGAGUGUAGUCCCAAGUCCCAGAGAGCCAUGACAUACUGGCAGUAUCAACACUCGACCGAGGACCGCAAACAAGAGAUUAAAUCAGAGGAACGUUUUAUCCGCACAGACCAGGGCCUCCUGAUCCGCACCCUGAACAAGAAAGAUUCAGGCAUCUAUCUGUGCCAGGCAGUGGAACAUGGCUUCAUGCAGACGGUUCUAAAGGUUAACUUAGAGGUCAUUGACACGGAGCGACUGGAGGAUCUUCUACAUCGUAAUGAAGCAGCAGCAGCAGCAGCAGCCAGCGUGCCUGCCAUGGAAUUUUCCACUGCCCGGGAAACUCCCAAUCAAAAGCUUUGGUACAGAGAUUUCCUGUCUUUGGUCAAUCACCCGACUCUGAACAGUGUGGACGAGUUCUGUGAGCAGGUUUGGAAAAGGGAGCGGAAGCACAGGAGGCAGAAAGCUCACCUUGUUCAGCAAGUACAAAUACACCACCAGCAGCAACAUCAUCCUCAUCAUCAGCAGCAGCAGCAGCAGCAGCAGCAGCAAAAGGUUGUGCUGAGCGCUCACAGCCAUCUGCAUGCUCAAGGACUGGCAGCCAAGUGGAAACACCUGCAAGAGAGGCAGAAGGGGCGCAACCGCAGGACCCAUGAACUGGAGAGGGCCCCCCGCAGUGUCUGACCCACAAACCUUGACUUUUAUACACAGCAAGACUUGAAGCCACACCCAGUUCUCAUUCUGUAAACCUGAUUAACUUAUCGCGUUUCUCCAUCAUCCUGAGACACGGACUUUUUCCACAAAGACUGGACAGAAAAGUCGAACCGCGCAAGAAUUAAGUCCUACCCUGAUCUGCCAGCUGGUGUGUUCUGUGCGUGGGCAGCCAUGUUUACAGUACACCAGUAUGGAGGACUGCAGGAGACAGGAUGCAUCACGGCAGACCAUCAGAGCAUAUUAUCUCAGCUGGCCUCUGUGAACUCUACAGAGGGACAGUGUCAACCAGCAAAAGAACUGGAUACACGUAGCCAUCCCAUAGGCUUGACAGACACUUUGUGGAUAUGGCUGCAGCAAUGGGAUUGUGUCACGGGAAUGCUUAUAAGCGUUCUCUGUCAGUGUGCAGAUAAGUAGAUUCCUAAACAAACAUGAUUUCAUUUUUUUUUUUUUUUAACACAAAUACAAAAGAGAAGUUGGUGAGAUUGUAUUAAAAAUGGUCUGGAGUUAAAAGAGAAGCCAAUAAGGAAUAUUUGGUCAACUUUGUGUGAAACGAAAUGAGAAGGAAAAUGCCCAGGUACUGCAAGAAACUGUAAGGAAGAGUCACCAUUUGUUCACCAAACCCGAUAAUGUAACCGAGAUAUGUAAAUACAGUAUUCUGUUAUGUCUACUCAUACUAAAGGGAAUGGCUUGCAGUCUUCUAGUUGCUUCUCGUUGUUUCCCAGAUAGAAAUUUAUUUAAGGAAAAGUCGGAAGCAGCUGUAAGAGAUUUUAUACUCGUCUAUGUGUCCAUGCCCUAGAUAAGCUUUCCAAACAAAGACGGUUAGGAUUAUUUGUUUACUUUGUGUUUUUUUAAAUCAUCAGAUUCUCAGCAUUUAUAAACCUUAGAGUCACUUUAAAUCUGCCAAAUGCAUUGUCUCCAAGCGUCAUACUGAGUUCUUCCAUGUUUAUUUAAUUAUAAGUUGGUAUACACUUUUUUUCCACUUCUUGUGUAUUUAUUGAUAUACACUGCUGUACAUUGUGGACAUAUUUUUCGAUGUGCAUCUUUUUUUUUAUUUUCUUUUCUCUUUAUCUCUCUGACUAUUUUGAUUUACAGGACCAACUUUGAAAAAACGACCGUAUUAUCUCAAAUACUGUAGUAAGACUGGAAGUUAUCUGUCAGUUUCGGUCAAUGUCACACGCGUUACAUAUCAAAUGCACUGAGCAACGAGCCAGUAUCCAUACUCCUUUCUUGCACAUUUCUUGCCUCAUAUCCGCGUUCUUCACAUGCAGCGUAGUGUAAAAACCUUCAUUUCACUGCAUGUAACAUGAACAAAACUAUAGUUUUUCAGAAUAAAACUACUUUAUUAAACAAUGCACACAAAAACACAAACCUGGAAUGUAGCUGUGAACAUCGUGUAAAUAUAAAUGCCAUGGUCUGUGUUUGACAAAUAUGACACUAGUGCAUGUGAAUACUAUUGUAGUGUUCUUGUUCUGAUAUGGUGAUGAUAUACUAGUCUGACGUUGUCACGGUUAAGUUGUUGUUUGCUAAUGCAGUACACAAUAGUAACUAUUUCAAAGAUGUACAUACUACUUCUGUCUCUAGUUGAUAUAGACGAGAGCUAAACCGGAUCCGUCUGUGGCCUUCACUGUCCACAGACCAGUGAACAGCAAUGAGCGGUUGAGCUCUGCAACACGUCGGCAUGUCAGAUAACCUUGUGUAGUGAGACAAAGCGAGCGUCAUCUGCUUUUGGAAGCUAUGACAGGGGAAGAGGAGAAACAGCUGGAAAUCAGCCAUGUGAGAUUUCAGGUCUACAAAACAAGGUGAACGUGAGCAUGUGACACGAUCGUCGUUAUAAAGAGAAUUUGUGCGGGACCUGUCUUGGACACACGGUGGAAACCGAGGAAAUAAAGUGCUGCUGUCGCUGCUUUUUUGGCAUGAUGAUGAUGUUGGUGAUGAUGAUGGUGGUGAUGUAUUCUACUGAUCUAAUAAAUGUCUCUUCAUAAA